AUGAGGGAGAAACUGCAGAAACUGCAUUUUUCUUUUUUUCUUUUUUUUGUUUUCCUUAUCUUCGGUCUGUUUGCGGUUCUUUCUGAGCAGCAAACUCCACUUGCAUCAGCAGCAGCAGCAGCAGCAGCAACAGCAGCAGCGGUAGCGACAGAUGCAGAUGCACUAGCAGCAGCAGCACCAUACACAGACGCAUAUAUAGCAGCGUUUGUGAAAACCGACACACCAGUAAAAACAGAAGAAGAGGGAGACGCAGCAGCAACAGCAGCAGAAGCUGCAGCAGCACUCUCUCCUGCUGCUCCCUGUCCUCCUGCGUGUUCUUCCUUUUCAACUGAAGGCUACCACGAAGAAGAGGGGGCAGCGUUGCAGUGUAUAGACAGCUGGGGGCGCGCAGCAGCAAACGAAGAACAAACAAAAACAGAGCAAAACGCCCCUGGCUUCCUUAGAGCCCCUUUCUGCGCGGGCCACGUAGACGUCUUCUUCCCCUCAGGCGAAAUUCAUCAGCAGCAGCAAACUGCUGGCAGCAGAAAACAGCCAAGUGGUGGACACGCCACACACAGCAGCAGCAGCAGCAGCAGCAGGAGCAGCACGAGGAUCAAGCGGCAUCAGCAGCUGCCGCUGCAGCAGACGCAAGUCGAGCAACAGCAGCAGCAGCUGCAGCAGCAGAAGCAGCAGCAGCAGCUGAUGAUGAUGAUGACGGCCUGCAAUACCCAGGGAUAG
This is a messenger RNA of Eimeria mitis, 717 nucleotides long. RefSeq lists its product as uncharacterized. The record is from RefSeq and is a predicted model, not a curated record. Bases 1 to 717 code for a protein of 238 amino acids. The transcript has 4 exons. Lineage: Eukaryota; Apicomplexa; Conoidasida; Eucoccidiorida; Eimeriidae.